Molecule: messenger RNA, 3371 nt
Organism: Hordeum vulgare subsp. vulgare (domesticated barley)
Lineage: Eukaryota; Viridiplantae; Streptophyta; Magnoliopsida; Poales; Poaceae
Exons: 7
Coding region: 89-3013 (974 amino acids)
Molecular function (GO): protein dimerization activity; DNA binding
Source: RefSeq, a predicted model, not a curated record
GAAGCUCGAGGCCGGCCGGCGCGCCACUGCCGCGGCCAGCGUCGUCUUCGACAGUCGCCACUCGUCACCCCUCCUCCUUCUCCUUCCGAUGGACCUGUGCGACGGCGGCGACCUGGGCUUGGGCGACCGGCGCGACCUCGAGAGCGCCCGUGCGCGCGGUGAGCGGGGCGACAGGCGCGACCUCGACGGCGCCCGUGCACGCGGUGAGCGGGGCGACAGGCGCGACCUUGACAGCGCCCGUGCGCGCGGCGACCUGUGCGACGGCGACGGCCGCGACCUCGACGACCCCCGUGCGCGCGGCAACCUGUUCGACGGACGCGACCUGGACGGCGCACGUGCGCGAGGCAACCUGGGCGACUGCCGCGACCUCGACAGUGCACGUUCGCGCGGUGACCUUGGCGACGGCCGCGGCUCUGUGGACCGCAUCAGGUCGAGUCUGCAGCACUGGAACAGCACCAUCCGCGGCGACCACGGGCAGCCGAGUGGCAAGACAGCACGCCAUGAUUUGCAAGGACUUGUGAACAAAGACAUAAAUCGUGUGUGGAACCAUGGUUCUAAAUUUGAGGGAGGAUUUCAUUGUCAGUAUUGCAACCUAAGGAAGAGAGGAGGAGGUGCAACUCGCUUUAAAGAGCAUCUUGGCCAUGUAGUAGGUGAAGUGAGAGAGUGCCCAAAUGUUCCAAGAAAUGUGAAAGAUUUAAUGAAGAAUGCCGUGUAUGAGACAAGGAACAAAAAGAGGAAGAAGGCAACUGAUAAGCUUAGAUUGGAGCGUGAGAUAAUGGAUGGGUUGUAUCAUAGGGAAGGGGUGAUAAACAUUGACGAUGAUGAUGAUGCUGAACUUCAGAUGGCAAUUCGGGAGUCACUUAGCGACAAGAAUGUCUCUCGUGCAGUUGAGAGGAGGCGUGGGAGUGGUAGUGGUGUCCGCGUCUCUGUUGGGAAAAGUAGCAUCGCAACCUUCUUCAACAAGGAGUUAUCGAGCAACAAAGUAUCAAUGCAGCCCAAGAUUACCACCUCUUUCGAUCUUGAGUCAAGAGAUGUACUCGGCCAAUCUUGGGCAAAUUUUUUUCACGCAAAUGAUAUUGCUGGUCUGAAAGCUGACUGUCCAUACUUUCGGGCAGCAAUGAAGAUCACUCAAAAGCUUGGCCCAAUUCCUCUCCCAACUGCCAAGGAGAUUGAUGGGAUAUAUCUAGACAAGAACUAUGAUGAAGCUGUGGAGUGGCUGAAGAUUUUCAAACAAGAUUGGAAGAACUUUGGUGUUACCGUGAUGUGUCACUCAUGGACUGGGCCUACUGGCAUGAGUGUUAUCAACUUCAUGGUGUAUUGCAAUGAAAAAAUGUUUUUCCAUAAAUCCAUUGAUGCUUCUGGUCAAACUCAAAAUUCUGAAUUUAUCUAUAGACAGAUUAAAAAGGUUGUUGUUGAUGAGAUAGGACAUGAGAAUGUGGUUCAAAUUAUAACCGACAAUGGUUCAAAUUAUAAAAAAAUUUGUAAAACUCUUGUAGAACAACCGGAGUACAACCAUAUUGUUUGGCAACCAUGUGCUGCCCAUACAAUCAACCUCAUGCUUAAAGAUAUUGCUAAGUUUCCGGAAGUUGAUGUGAUAGUUAAAAGUGCCAAGCAAAUCUGUAGGUUUUUUCAUAAUCACAAUAACCUGCAUGAUAGCAUGAAAAAGAAUGUUGGCGGUGAACUGAUAAAACCCAAUGCCACUCGGUUUGGUACGGUGUUCUUGUUCCUUGAGAGUUAUCAUGAAAAGAAGGAUCAGUUUAGGAAAUGGAUGGUAUCUGAUGAUUGGAAGAAAAGUAUUUGGAGGAAGGAUGCUGAUUAUGUGUUUUCCGAGGCAUUACUAUCUAGUAAUAUGUGGUGGGCUGCCUUGGAGUGGGUUCUUAAUCUGUUAGAGCCACUUUAUAAAGCCCUUAGGUACGCUGAUACUCAAAAGCAAUGCACCUUGUCUGGCUUCAAGAAGAGCAUGAUGACAGCUGUACAAACUUUGGAAUCUCGUCUUGGUGGUGGGUCAGAAAUGCUUCGUAGAGUCAUGAGCAAGGUGUCCCAUAGGAUUGAGGCCAUGGAAAAGGAUACUCUAAUGGUUGCAGCUGCUGUCCUUGAUCCAAACACACAUUAUGUGGUCAAUCUGAGCAAUAUUCCGGAAUUCGCUUCUGCACUAACAGUUGCGAUAGAGAAGAUAGCUGACCCUGAUAGUGCUGCUUUGGCCAUUUAUGAAAUCAGCGCUUUUAGGGAACGUCGUGGAAGGUUUGGUCAACGGGUCGCACACAUUUCAGCAGAAAAAAUGUCACCAACCGAGUGGUGGUUUCAGUUUGGAGGGGACGUUCCCAAUCUGCAGAAGUAUGCCUUGAGAAUUGUUUCCCAAUGUGUGUCGUCAAGUGGAUGUGAAAGGAACUGGAGCGCUUGGGCCUUGGUCCACACGAAACAAAGGAAUCGUCUAUUAUAUGGCAAGCUGCACAAGUUUGUAUCCGUUCGCCACAACUUGAAGAUACGUGCUGAAGAAGACAAGGACCGGGUGAGAGAGAAUGAUAAAUAUAAGGAGGUUGAUCCAUGUGCAAUGAUGAUGAAUACAACCAUGUUUGAUGAGGCUAAUCCAAUGAUGGAGUGGUUGAAUGAGGAUGAGGAACAUGUAAUCUUGGAUGGAUCUGAUGCUGCUAGCGCCGUGUUCGAGGAAAUACGUCGCCUUAACUCAAGCAAGAAAUCCUCUCAUCUUGGAAGGAAGGGCAAUGGAACGAAAAGGAAGAGAGUAUUGGAAGAAGAUGAGGAUGACUACAUUGAUUGUGAUGAUGAUGAAGAAGAAGAUGAGUACAUAGACAUUGAUGAUGAGGAUGAAUGCGGAGAUGAUAGCGCAAGUGAAGCUGAUGGAGAAGAUUCAACUACCCGAGUUGAAAAAGAUCAACCAAGCCAAGAUGGAAACGAGGUUGAGGAAAGAAAUGAUGGAGGUUUGCUGAACUGCCGUAGGUCUCGACGAGGAAAGCAAAGCACGAAGCUGAAGGACUUGACGAGCCUUUACAAUUGACAGGUAAGUUCAUAGAAGCAUUUGGAGCAUCGUAUGUGGUCGCAAGGUUGCUGUGCAGUGAAGAAAUGACACAAGAAUGGAAGAAGGAAGCUUCUGGUUGCAUUUUGUGGUGUAUGAGAACUCUGAAUGUUAUUUUGUGGGAUGCAUGAAAUGUUGUCCAGGACUAGUUGUGGACAAUUCAUUUGGAUGGAUGUUCUUUUGCUAUGAUCUUGGAUGUAGUUAAACUAUGCUACGGAUUGGCCUGGAUGUAGAACCUAAGUUAUGAUUGGUAGACUAUAAUCUUUACUCCUGAUUCGUCAAUCUAGAUUGAAUUCUGGAUUGCUAUAGUUUGCCUUCAAUUAAGUAUGUUUCUGUGAUA